Acromyrmex echinatior (Panamanian leafcutter ant) is the source of this 1545-nucleotide messenger RNA. RefSeq names its product dnaJ homolog subfamily C member 1. NCBI's taxonomy places the organism in Eukaryota, Metazoa, Arthropoda, Insecta, Hymenoptera, Formicidae. Gene Ontology annotation, cellular component: endomembrane system. The record is from RefSeq and is a predicted model, not a curated record.
AAAUGUUCUACGCGUCGAGUCGAUGGUCGAUUCUCGCGAUUCCAUGCGUAUCGACCGCGCAGUAAUUCUAACAUUUCCAUAAUCGCGAGUAAUCUCGGCGAAUGUGCGCGACGAGCGGAGACACGAGUGAUAAUCUGACAAUGUGGCACCUGCGGCAAAAAGAGGACUUCUAACCUGCCUUCGUGCUGACUCAGGCUGAACAAGUGACAUUAUGUCUUAGAAUACGGAUAAUUGGCAUAGUGCACCGAGAAGAAACGCGCGUGUAUUGUAUAUAAUUAUGUCUGCAUGCGAUAUACGAAGAUGAAUCUACUGUCGGUCGUUUUUGGGGUCCUCUGCUUCCUGGACGUGUUUAGAUCAUCCUACGCGUGGGACAACGAUGAGCUAGAGGUGUUCGACGUGGUCGAGGAGGUCAACCAAAAUUUCUACGAUGUACUGGGUGUUACGCAGUCUGCAAAUGCCUCAGAGAUCAAGAAGGCUUUCAGACGCCUGUCGUUGCAACUACAUCCAGACAAAAACUCAGCGGAAGAUGCAGAACUGCAAUUCAGGAAGUUAGUCGCUGUUUAUGACAUUUUGAAAGAUCCUGGAAAGCGGCAAAAAUAUGAUAAUGUACUUGUUAAUGGACUGCCCAAUUGGCGAUCUGCAGUGUAUUAUUAUCGCCGUGUCAGAAAAAUGGGAUUAUUGGAGAUGAGUCUUAUUUUGUUCACAGUUAUCACGAUAGGGCAAUAUCUCGUAGCUUGGGCGUCGUAUUUUGAAAAACGGUACACUUGUGAACAAGUUUUAGGCAGUAAACUUCAAAAACUGCAAAAAAAGAAUAGAAAGAGCAAAAUAGAUGUUCCAGAUUUAGCUGAUAUUUUAGAAAAGAUUCCUAUUCCAACAAUGUGGAACACUCUUCCAUUUCAAUUACCAAAGUGGAUAAUAGGUUCCGUUAUAGCUAUACCUUCUACUAUUCGCCUCAUCUUUCAACUCUUGAAAGAGAGGAAAGAGAAGAAAAAACAAGAGGAAGAAGAGGCACUAGCACAAGAAAAUGAACAGCCUGAACCAGAAGUAACGUCGCGUAGUAUUAGGAAACGUAGGUCUGGUUUUACACCGCAAGAAAGAAGCAGUAAUAAUUCUAAGGAACCUGUAAAGAAAGAGGACUGCGAUUACACGAAUCAUGUCUAUGAGAAGCCAACGGUAGCUGGUGGCUUGUGGACUGAUAAUGAUAUAUUAGAAUUGAUAAAAUACGUGAAAAAAUAUCCUGGUGGAACUCCAGAACGAUGGGAAAAAAUCGCGAGCGUUAUGAAUCGUACCGUCGCGGAAGUUACGCAUAUGGCUAAGAAGGUGAAAGAGGAAGGUUUGAAGUCUGCUGAAUCAGUGGAAGAAGUUUCUGCGGAAGAAAAACCGAAGAAGAUUAAGACCCGCAGUGAAAAUAUAGUCAGUACUGCUGAGUGGAGUCAAGAACAGCAAAGGACAUUAGAAGCGGCUUUAACGAAAUAUCCCAAAGGUACAUCUGUAGAUAGGUGGGAAAAAAUUGCAAAUUGUGUCGAGGGGAAAACAAAGGUAUAA